AUGAAACGGAAUCACAUGAUCACGAAUUCGGAACAUUCGAAUGUGCAACAACAACAUCAACAAAUACCCAUUUCACCCUCGGGAUGUCUUUUCGUGGCUCUUAUUGGAGCUGUGGACACAGGAAAGACAUCUCUUUUAAAUUGCAUAUCCGAAAGCAAAAAUAAUUAUUAUAAUAAUUAUUCUAGUUCUAUUCCUUAUUGGAGUCUUCUUUCUAAUGCUGUUACGUCAAGUAAUAGUCAUGAAUAUUUACGUUCUGUAAUUUUUUCUCAUCAUGAUGACAUUGAUCCCCAGCAAAAAGAAUGGCAUUACAUUCGUUUUCUGGACAAACAACAUCGUAAAGUUCGAAACGAUUCCAUUUAUGCUCAGCUCAUGAACACAACGAUGGAUGGAAUGAUUCUUGUGGUGGAUUGUGUGGAAGGUUAUCAUUCAAAUUUGGAUUAUGUACUGGGAGAACAGUUAUUUUCAAAAACGAACGGAAGAAAGAUGAAACCUUUAUAA
This is a messenger RNA of Naegleria lovaniensis, 498 nucleotides long. RefSeq lists its product as uncharacterized. The record is from RefSeq and is a predicted model, not a curated record. Lineage: Eukaryota; Heterolobosea; Eutetramitea; Acrasida; Naegleriidae. The transcript has a single exon. Bases 1 to 498 code for a protein of 165 amino acids.